Dothidotthia symphoricarpi CBS 119687 is the source of this 3003-nucleotide messenger RNA. RefSeq lists its product as uncharacterized. The transcript has 2 exons. Bases 62 to 2884 code for a protein of 940 amino acids. NCBI's taxonomy places the organism in Eukaryota, Fungi, Ascomycota, Dothideomycetes, Pleosporales, Dothidotthiaceae. The record is from RefSeq and is a predicted model, not a curated record.
GGCUCGAGCACCGGCUCACGCAAACUUCGGACAACCCUCAGCACCUGGCCCGGAAAUAAACAUGUCUUUCGACAAGGAAAUCGGGGCUCCAUUUACGCUGGCGUCGCUGCCAAAGCCCGUCAGCUCGACCAACGGGCGCACGCAUGCGGCUGGUGUGUGCAGCAUCAGCGGCAUCAAGAAGAGGAAGCGCACUGAGAUCGUCGUUGGCCUGGAUGGCGAGUGUGUCUCUAUAUACAGUCUGCAAAACCCACAGCUCGUGACGUCGCAUGCCCUCCCUCCCAGCGCCUGCCUGACCACGGCGCCCUACUCGAUCUACCGAAAAGGCUCUUCCAAGACGUCGUCCCAGCGCUUCACAUAUGUCUCUGUCACAGAAUCGACGUCGAGCGACAAGUCUCAGCUGGUCUGCUUCCAUGAGAAGAUCUCGGGAGACAAUGCGCACACAGCCAAGACAUCCUAUGCGCCCUCAAACUCUGCGCACGUCGUCGCCCUCGACUCGCUUCCCGUCCUAGCUGGUGGUUCAAUGAAAGAUGCGACACACGAUGUGCUCGCUACUUUUGACAAUGGAGACGUCGUUUGUCUUUCAGCAGACCUUGAGGUUGUAAGAUGGGUCGCAAACCUGAAAACAGUAGGCCCGUCCAAAGCAUCCGGCUUCGCGAUCGAGCAUGUUGCAGUGGCAACUGCCAAAGCAGUAACACGAGGCCUACUUAAGAGUAGAGAGGACAUUGCAGCCGUUGUGAAUCCCUCAGCCGAAGAAACAUCGGAUCUUCUGGAACUCACUCAGAUAAUUUGUAUUGUUGGCCGGCAGCCGGACAGUUCCAGGAUCCUGAGACUUUUGCAGGUCCAACCACGAUCGCAGGAUCUCAGCACAGCCCCUCUAACACCUCUGAAGCACUUGCUCUCCUGGGACCUCCCCACCACGUCAAGCACACCAACUUCCACUACUUCCGUACCGUACUACGCUUUACAUGCCUCUAACGGUUCUCUUCAUGUCCUGACAGAAGGAGCUCUGCUUGCAUACGACUUCUCUGGAACCGUGCCCAAACUUCAGUCGGAGCUGAAACUUCCAGCAUCAAGCAUUGAUUCAUUUCUGCGCAUUUCGCAGGAUCUCCUUUUCACAACAUCCGGACACACAUGCCGUGUAUUUGAUACCAAGUUCAAUUCCCUGCAAGCCCUACUUUCCUUGGAUCCUGCUCCGAAUGCCUCAGAUACGACGAACCCCACGAAAAAGCGAAAGCACACCCAACCUGGAUCGGGCGAGCAAGUGUCUGGUGCCCCAAAACUGGUAGCCUACUAUGCCGACAUUGGUCUGGUUGUUGCUGUCCGAGAAGACGAGAUUUUCGGUAUGCAAUUUGGAGAGACCGUCACACGGAAGCGAGUCAAGACCGAGGGUACGCUACUUGUUGAUGCUCUAGGUAAGGGCAUUGCGACCAAGGACUUGCAGAAGUGGCAAGAUAGAAAGGCCAAGCUCGAUCGAUACGUCAAACACGGGAAGAUUGCCAAGUUCGAAGCAACUCUGGCCGCAGACUUGGGUAUCGAAUUAGAGGCGGCAGAUUUACAGGCGAAGCGUGAAAAUGAAGUGAACGGUGGGCCUCUGACAAACGGUGUCGGCCCGAAGAUUCCUGACGUGGAUACCAUGGCCCUUGACCAGCCCGACGAGGAGCCCUCGGAUGAUCAACUCCGCAAAUGGAUAUUACCCAAGGCCAUCCCCGAUAUACAUCGACAGCAACACCGCCAGCAUGCUUUAUAUGCGUUAAGCCGAAUCUUCCAGUGGGUAGAAGUUGACGCAGGCGAAAGUCGCCCACGCGGCGCAUUGAAAGUCGAUUUCUUUCCACCAAACGUCUUCCAAUGGCUACUUCAGACCGGCAAUCUCACCAAAGAGUCGAUUCGCAGAUCGAAGCUGGACGAUGCUCAUGGUGAUACUCACCCAGUGUCGUCUAUCGCUGACGGAGAUAUCGUCAAGGCUCUCAUCGACUUUGACCCAGAGCUGCACAUCGUCUCGGCCGUCCUCAACCACAGCCAUUUCCUUCCUGUAGGCGAAGUAGUACAGGCUAUUAAGCUCCUCAUGCAAAGUUUGGACGAUGAACCAAACGCCGAUGCAACGACAAAGCUUCUCACGAACGGCGCUGCGCCAGAAGAAGAGAUGGAUGUUGACAUCACCUCAGAAAUUGAAGCCGCCUCCCAUGAAAUCGACCACGCCCUCUCGGUCCUUGACCACGGUCUCCUCAUUCGCAGCCACACCCUCCGCCCUGCACUUAUCCGCCUCCACACCUUCCCCGCGCCACUCAUCAGCUCCACCCUGCGUUCCAUGCUUCCGCGCCGCGAUCUCGAAUCCCUGAUCCGACUCCUGCACCUCGAGCUCAAGAACGGCGGCUGGACAUCGCCAUACGACUUCAUUGAUUCGAAAUCCUCGCCCGUUGAAGCACAGACUGAAGAUCCAGACGACCACGCCGUAUCAAUCGUCGCCUCCCUGCUAAGCAGCACGCUCGAUGCAAUCGGCGCCGGAGCCUGGCUCGCACGCUCCGCCAACGAAAGCAGCGCGGACAUUGUCCAGGCUCUGCACGCGGAUACUUCUGAGGCGCUCAACGGCUUCUGGGAGGCACGCUUCAUGCGAGGUCUGCUAUCAGAGUUCCUGCGCUUUUCCUCCACGCUGCCGAAGACGCAGAAGCCGUCUAACAAGGCGAUGAUGAAGCAGGGGAAACCGUUCUUGGCGAAUGAGAAGCCCGAUGAAUUGCCUAUGCUUCCGCUCGGCGCAAAGGUCGAGAUGGGUGUUGAGAAGAUGAAGAAUGGAAAGGGCGGUAGGAAGGAGGAGAGGAGUAAGCGCGAGAUGGGUAUGUUGAUCAGUCAGCGGGUGCCGAAGUAUAGCUUUGAGAGGGUGAUUGUUUGAGCUGGCGCGGUGGCAUUUCUGUGUAUAGUUGAGUAUGUAUGUAUGAGAUGAAAGAUGGUUUAUCACUAGACACGCAGUUCUGUGGAAGGUAUCUCAAGAAGGAAAAUUAUCAAUGUGGA